Messenger RNA from Magallana angulata, 5058 nucleotides. RefSeq names its product CLIP-associating protein 1-like. NCBI's taxonomy places the organism in Eukaryota, Metazoa, Mollusca, Bivalvia, Ostreida, Ostreidae. Bases 1000 to 4992 code for a protein of 1330 amino acids. Gene Ontology annotation, molecular function: microtubule binding. The record is from RefSeq and is a predicted model, not a curated record. Gene Ontology annotation, cellular component: microtubule organizing center; mitotic spindle; cytoplasmic microtubule. The transcript has 34 exons. Gene Ontology annotation, biological process: mitotic spindle assembly.
GGAAUUUAAAGGUCCAAAGAGACCGCUAGCGGACUGUGCUCCGUUCCAAUACUUACUAGUUGAUUAACACAUGAGGGCUUUUGUCUGCCAUGUGCGAAUGUUUUAGUUUCUGCAGAGGAAAAGAUUUUGUUGACGAGUGGUGAAUUACCAAAAUACACAAGCCUGUGAUGUCAAAAAGAGACAGUGUUACCCAAUUCUUCUACGGGGACUGUGUGAUGCAUAAUUUAUGAUGUUACACACAACAUUUGGUGUGAUAAAUUCUUGAGCACUGCUAAUAUAGUGCCUGAAGGUCCUUUCUACAGUGCGAUUUAGACAACACUCAGAAACACUAGAGCUCUGUGACAGAUGAACUAACUACCAGAGUAUUUCAUUCAGGAAUUUAAAUGUCAUUUUCCUAUGCAUCAAUUUCUUUUCUUUUGCUGUUUUCAUUUUUAAACAAGGGCAAGUGAUGAUGUGUGUUCCACUCUAUUAAGUAUGAAUAUUUUCAUUGAUAAAAGAAAAAAAAAUUCUGCAAGGAUUGGAGAUUGGACAUUUAAAAUCAUGGAAGCAUGUCAUGAUCAGAGAGAAUGUUAUGGUAUUUAUCAAGCCAGGCUGUAAUUAAUAUGGAAAGUUUAUCUCAGAUGUGUAACAUCACGCCGUCCAAUAAGAAAAGAGAAUACAAGAAUCCAAAUGAUUUACACUGAAGUAAAUUAAAAAGACUGGAAGCAUUGUAAACAUGUAUACUUCAAGCUGAUGCGAUUGUGUCGUUUCCAACAGUGAAGAAUUCUAAACUGCCAUUCAAAAAAAAAAAAAUCUCCUUCUCUCUUGUUGGCUACUAUUACGGAAAGAAAAUUCAAUGAGGGAAGUUUUAUUUGAGUGUACUGUGCAAAAAUCAACAAAUAUGGAGGAUCUUGUGUUUCUGGUCAAUGCAACUUGACAAGGGAGUUACUUCUGCCAUGUGAAGGUUUUCUCACGUUGUGUUAGGAAUUGGUUUGUGGUGUUUCUGUGGCCCGUGCUGCUAUGGGUGAAAGUCCUCCACUGAAUGGGGACCUGGACGCGGAGCUGUGGUCCUCUCCCCUCAUGCACUAUACCUCACCUUUCGAUGACUACAAAGAUCUGUUUGAUCAAAUCCCCAAAGAUACCAAUGUGUUCCAGUUUCCAGACACUGCAGCCAAACCUACCUCAGGACCCACCAAACUUCCCGUGCCCCAGAGAUCCCCCACCCUCCCCACCUCCCCCCUCUGUCAGGACACCACACCAUCUCCAAGCCAUAGAUCUGAUGAUGAUGUGGACUUUGCCAAACCUCUCUCCACCAAAGUACCCCAAGCCAAGAGGGCGUCCUCUGCCUCCUCAGCCUCCUCCUCGGUGGGGGCCAGGAAAAGCCUGCUCCCCACCAACCGGUCAAGCUCAGCCUCAACCUCUCUGAAGAGACGACGCUCCAUAGCGGGCCCUCCUACCUCAGGCCAGUCUGGAGGUGUGGAUGAAGAACUUUUUACCAAGUCUUUUGAAGAUGUUCCAAAAGUGCAGAUCUUUUCCUCCCGAGAUGUUCAGGAUCAACUAUCCAAGAUCCAGACCAUAUUGAGUGACACCAACAGUAUCUGGGAGAAGCGCUGUGAGGCUGUAAAAAGUAUCAGAUCUGUGAUAGUGGCCGGUGGGAUGGAGUACGACGAUUUCCAGCAGAGCAUGCGGUCCCUGGAUGUGAGUCUGAUCACCUCUGUCAAAGACCUGAGGUCCCAGAUUGUCCGCGAGACCUGCAUCACACUAGCGUACCUGUCUCAGCGGAUGGGUUCCCGGUUUGAACACCUGGCGGAGGUUCUGUUACCUCACCUGAUCAACCUCAUUCCCAACAGUGCCAAGGUGAUGGCCUCCUCGGGAGUCACCUGCAUUUAUUUCAUCAUUCAGUAUACCCAAUCAUCACGCCUCAUACCAAUCCUCAUUAGCAACCUUUCAUCAAAGUCUAACAUCAUUAGGAGACACUGUUUUGAAUUUUUAAACGUAGCACUUCAAAAUUGGAAUACACAUUACUUAGAGAAACACAUAGCUGGACUUCAGGACGCGAUAAAGCGGGGGAUCUCUGACGCCGACUCAGAGGCCAGGGUGUUUGCCAGAAAAUGCUUCUGGGGGUUUGCCGAGCACUUCAAGGAGCAGGCAGACAUGUUGAUGAACGCGCUGGAGCCUCGAGAUCAGAAGCUGCUGAACGAUCAGUGCAGUGGCUCCUCCAGUAAUUCCGUCAGCAGUGAUUACGCUGGAAAAUCACGGCCCCGAUCGGCCAGUCAGGACCGAAGUACAGGGUUUGAUUCCAGUACCUUAGGACGAAUCGGAAAAAAGAAGCAUUCAAAUUUUAGCUCAGCUAGGAGUGAUACUGGAGCAGAAAUUAGGUCACGUUCUCUUAAAUUUUCAAAAGACGUGGAUGUCAGUGGUGCUGCACGCCACCAUGGGGCAGAUUUAGACAAAACUUUAAGUAAGUCUGUUAAGGAUCGCAUUAUCCGCUCUAGUAGUGCCGUCGAUCUAGCAAAUGGGAUGAGCCCAUCCUAUUCCAGUUACGCCUCACCGAAACGGCGGUCGCCUCAAAUGGCGGCUGCCUCUCGAAUGAUGCCAGGAGCCACUUACUCACUGCCACGUCAUCGAAGUAGCUCAACUCAUCAAAAUCUUGGCACCUUGGACCGUAAUAGUCGGGCCCGCAACAAAAAUGGUAGCUCCCAAUCGCAGCCCAAUAGUAGAUCUAGUUCACCAACCUCCAGAAUCAGUUACUUGACACACACCCAAAAGGACCCAAUGACCCCAAGGUCAAUGAGGAGGUCAGGGGCCGCUCGCAGUCAGGGGGCAAGUAGGGAGGGCAGUCCCAACAGGGUUCAUAUGCAGCCAGGGAGAGAGAGGCGCUUAAGUGGUGGGAAGACCCUGCCCACUUCUGCUGGCAGGAGGAAGGCCGGGGUACUUGCACAGCGCACCCUCAGGCCAGGGCAGGAUGUAGAGGAGGCACUCACAGAUGCACUGAGAACUCAGAACAGGCGGCGGUAUGAGUACGACUCGGAUGAUGCGGCGAGUGAAACCUCCAGUGUGUGCUCAGAGAGGUCCUACAGGUCAAUAGGGCAAACCUCGGAGUCUACGAGUAAGGAUUCAAUCUGUUCGCCUCCAACUGUAGAAAGUGUGAAAACCCCAAAGGACACAACAGAAAUUAUUGCGUUGUUAGGGAGCGGUUCCCAUGGCGAUAGGAAGGAAGGACUUAUAGCACUGCAGAACCUUCUUAGGAAUGGCAGAUUUUUAAGUCGGGUGGAACUGCAGAAAGUGUGCGAAGUUUUUAACAGAAUGUUCCAUGAUCCUCACAGCAAAGUUUUAAGUUUAUUUUUAGAUACAUUAGUUGAUUUGAUUCAAGUCCACAGCCAAGACUUGACCAAUCAAAUGUUUCCAUUUUUAACUCGUCUACUGAACAAGUCUGGACAGGAUUUGCUGGGCUCCGUUCAGAAUCGGGUACAGAGGGCCCUGGAUGCCGUCAGAGAAAAUUUUCCAGCAGAACAACAGUUUAGUGCAUUGUCCAAGUACAUUGUCGAUCAAACUCAAUCAGCCAGUCUGAAGGUGAAGGCUUCUCUGUUGAACUACAUGCAUAAUCUGGUGUUAGUGAUGAAUGAUACAGACUUUGUCAACUCUGCUGACACGAGGCUUGUGCUGUCGCGCAUCAUCAACUUCACGACGGAACCCAAAAGUGUGGAAGUCAGGAAGGCGGCCCAGUUAGUACUGAUUGACCUGUUUAACCUGAAUGCCCCAGAACUGUCCAUGAUGUUGACAAAUCUGCCUAAACCAUUCCAAGACAGUGCCACCAAGAUCCUACAGACCCACAUGAGGAGUGCCAGUCGUGAGAGUCGCGACAGUACCAGUGAUGUGCUGUCACCCAAAAAUGUCACCCCACAACAGAACAGGAGCCGACCCCCCUCCAGGGGUCACCAUGAUGAGAUGGAGACGGAGAACAUGAACCCCGAGGACAUCUACAACUCCAUCAAGCAGACGACGGCCGACAUUCAGAACCUGAGCUUUCACAGUAAGCUGGAGAGUUAUGAUCCGGUCAAAAAGAAGCGGGAGUUUACCUCCCAGGACAGCGGGAUCCAGGAUCUCCGGAACGAUAGUCCAGAUGCAGUUGAUUCCAGGAAAGGCAACUACAACCCCUCCCAAUACUCAGACGAGGCAAUGAAUGGGUACAACAACAGGUCUCGCUUAGCAGAUGCUGAACUAGAUGAUAGUGAAUUAUUUAACGAAGAUCCCUGGAAAGCCAUAUUAGGAUUCUCAUGCUCUGAGCAUGAUGAGUCUACAGAUAAUGAUGUCAUCACCACCAUUUUAACGGAAUUAUCCAAUCAUAACAAGAGGAAUAAUGAACGAAAGGAUGCCAUGCUUUCCUUGAUCAAAAUGACGAGAGAAGGAAAUUUCAACUUCUGGGAUGAACAUUUCAAAACCAUUCUUUUUGUGUUGUUGGAAACGCUUGGGGACACAAAUGGCCAUAUAAGGGCAUUAGCAUUACGGGUACUUAGAGAAAUUCUUAAAAAUCAACCUAGUCGAUUCAAGGAUUACACAGAGCUGACGAUUCUUCGGAUUCUGGAGGCUCACAAGGACACAGAGCGAGAAGUGGUGCGAUCGGCGGAGGAGUGUGCCGAUACACUGGCUAAUUACCUGCCACCCGAAACCUGUGUUCGCAUCCUGAACCCCAUUAUCAGCACCGCUAACUACCCGGUCAGCCUGGCCGCCAUUAAGAUGCAGAAUAAGGUGCUAGAGCUGUUACCUAAAGACACAUUAGAAGCACAGAUGGCAGAAAUCAUUCCUGGAUUACUUAGGGGAUAUGAUGACCAGCAGAGUACAGUCAGGAAGUCGGCCGUCUUCUGUCUGGUAGCCAUUUAUCUGAAGGUCGGCGAGGGGAUCUGGAAUCACCUCACUAAGCUCAACUAUAGUAAAGUAAAAUUAUUGAAUUUAUACAUCAAACGAGCUCAGCAGUCUAGUAGUGGUACUUCAGCAUCUUCCUUAGAUACAUGAGACAAGUUCCAUAGCAACAUGUUACAUUGCCAUAGAAACCGAUGAUACCAUUCCACAGGAAGAGCU